Molecule: messenger RNA, 814 nt
Organism: Owenia fusiformis
Lineage: Eukaryota; Metazoa; Annelida; Polychaeta; Sabellida; Oweniidae
Source: the annotation of a GenBank genome assembly
GCAUAAAUGACACAAAAUCAGAGUUCCAUAUACCAGAUAAAUAUAUGUACAUUUGUAUAUGGAAUAUAUCAGUGCUGCAUAUUCCAGAUAAAGCAUUCUGCAUUUUGGUAUGACACGGACUAAUAUGGGUGUCUGUGCUUUAUCCCAAUACACUGUGUUUGGGGCAUGAUUAGAAGAAUCCAGUUCAGUUCUGGAUAUAACAGGCAAGCUUUCAAGACCACUGACUAGAUUUAUGAUGCCAUGGUGUAACGAUUACUAAUUAAGAGAAGAUGAACUUCGUUUAAGAGAUUUAGUGAUAACAUGACAUAUAAUCAUUAUGCUUGUUAUACAAAACUAUGUAAUAUUGGCAUCAUUACAUGUAACAUUGGCAUCGAUACAUGUAACAUUGGCAUAUGUACAUGUAACAUUGGCAUCAUUACAUAUAAGAAUGACAUCAGUACAUGUAACAUUGGCAUCAUUACAUGUAACAUUGACAUAUGUACAUGUAACAUUGGCAUCCUUACAUAUAAGAAUGACAUCAGUACAUGCUACAUUGGCAUUAUUGCAUGUAACAUUGGCAUCAUUGCAUGUAACAUUGACAUCAUUUCAUGGAACACUGUCAUAAUUACAUAUAACAUUGGUAUCAUUACUAACUACUUACAAAAUAUGUCAAAUUUCAUUUGACCAUGAUGCAUCUAUAAAUGUGAGCGUUUACCAAACAUUCAUCUAUAAAGACUCCAAUGCGAAGAGGGACAACGUUUUGGCAAAUUAUGAGACUCUGAGUGAUAAUAAAUGAAAUAUCCUAAAAACUUGAAAAACAUAGAAUGAAGUAAAA